Molecule: messenger RNA, 7430 nt
Organism: Malus domestica (apple)
Lineage: Eukaryota; Viridiplantae; Streptophyta; Magnoliopsida; Rosales; Rosaceae
Source: RefSeq, a predicted model, not a curated record
AUGGAUCUUUCUCCUCUCUUAUUGUUCACUGUUUCAUGAACUAUAUAUUGUCAAUUUGUCAAGACCUUUCAUUCAUCAGCUUCCAACACUCUACGCCUCCACCCUUCCUGUGUCCUUUAUCUAUUUCUCUAUUCUCUGCUCUUCUCUUAUCUCCAUUGUCUCUCGCGCGAGUAUGGACGCUGCAAAGGUGUUAGAAGUUCCCUACACUUUUCCGGUGGAGGGAAUACUAAAGUCGGUUGCUUCACUUGCUGCUCAAGAAAUCAGUCUUUUCCGAGGAUUCAAAAAAGAACUAGAUGAGCUUUCUGAAUCGUUAAUGGAAAUUCAAGAGUACUUAGGAGAUGUUGCACACCAACCACAGGAUCGGGUCGUGGCAGUCAGAAACUGGGUCAAGAAACUGAAAGACGUAGCUCAUGAUGCCAAUGAAGUCUUGGAGGACAUCAACUACGAAGUUCUCCGGCGUAAAGCAGAAAUUCAAAACCACAUGAAGAAGAAGGUACUUAACUUCUUUUCGCUCUCCAAUCCCAUUUUAUUUCGUCAAAAGAUGGCACACAAGAUUAAGAACAUCAGUGCGUCACUGGUGGUUCUCAAGAGUGAUGCAUCUCGGAUUCCCUUGGUUGCAAGGAGAGUAGAUCAAACCCCUCCAGGUAUGGGGAACAGAGAAACCGUCUCAAGCUUCCGUCACGAUGAAAAGAUCAUUGGAAGGGAGAAGACUGUGUCGGAUAUCAUUGCAACCUUGAUCGAGUCCAAGAAUCAGGAAGAGUACCUUUCGGUUAUGGCCGUUGUGGGAUUGGGAGGACUCGGAAAGACGACUUUGGCAAAAUCAAUAUUCAAUGAUGAUGCUAUUGGUAGACAUUUUCAGGAAAAAAUGUGGGUGUGUGUGUCCAACACCUUUGAGGUUAAUUCGAUUCUAAAUCGGAUGUUAGAAUCCCUUAACUCAAACAGGACAGGAGUUACAAGUCGGGCAGCAUUGUUGAAUAGCCUCAAAGAAAGGUUGACAGGGAAGAGAUAUAUGCUGAUACUCGAUGAUGUUUGGAAUGAAGAAGAGGAUUUAUGGAGCAGUUUUAAGGAUUGUUUGUCUGCACUCAAUUCUGCUACCGGAAGCAUUGCCCUUGUUACUACCUGCAGUGCUAAGGUUGCAUCAAUCACGGAGACAAUGCCGAGGUGUGAUUUGGGGUUCCUACCAGUGGAGGAUUGUUGGUCCAUAUUAAAAGGUGAAGCGUUAUCAAAUGGUAAUGCUCUUCCUCUAAAUUCAGAUCAAGAGCGCAUUGGAAAGGACAUAGCUAAAAAGUGUGCUGGUUUACCAUUGGUGGCAAAGGUUUUGGGAAGCGUGAUGCGUUCUAAAUAUAGUACACGUGAAUGGUUGUCAAUUCUACAAAGUAAGAUACGGGAAUUACCAAAUGAAGAGGAGAAAAUCAUGUCGGUUUUGAAGUUAAGUUUUGAUAAUUUGAAGUCGCCAUUCUUGAAACAAUGUUUUGCACAUUGUUCAAUGUUUAGAAAAGAUUUUAAAAUUGAACGAGAUAACUUGGUCCAACUCUGGAUGGCUCAAGGAUAUCUCCAUUCCUCUCCCAACAUGAGCAUGGAGGAUAUAGGCAAUGAAUAUUUUAAUAUUCUAUUGCAAAACUCCUUGUUUCAAGAUGCUAUGGAAGAUGAGUACGGUGUUAUUACGGAAUGCAAGAUGCACGAUCUUGUGCAUGAUCUUGCAGAGGAAGUAUUUAAAUCUGAAAGCUUGAUGGGGGACUCUGACCAGAUGGAUGAUGCACUUGAGAUUCAGCAUGUUGCGCGAAUUUCUUCCACAACACUUGAAAGAAUUCCACAAGGGAGUGUUGGGAGAUUGCGGUCGUUGUUUGUUGAUUGGGAGGUCCCUAGUAACAUCUUCCAAAGGUUUAGAGCUUUACGGACGUUGAAUUUAUUUGGGGCUGCAAUAGAGGAUUUGCCCAGCUCAAUUGGAAAGUUGAAACACUUGAGGUAUCUCAACAUUUCUAAUACAGGAAUAAAAAAACUCCCAAAAUCUAUUGGCAAGCUCUAUAAUCUUCAGACGUUAAGAAUGUCAAGAACAUUCUUUCAUGUAACGUUUCCUAGGGAGAUGGAGGAAAUGGAAAAUUUGAUCAACUUGAGACAUGUUUAUUUUGAUGAGGAUCAGGAAGUUCCAUUUGGGAUGACAAGAUUGACUCAUCUGCAAACGCUACCUUGUUUUAUUUUGGAUAGAGCAAGGCGUCAUAGACUUGAUGAGCUAGGUGGGUUAAAUGAAUUGAAAGGGCAACUAGUUAUUGGAGCAUUGGAAAAUGUGAGAGACAAGGAAGAAGCAAUGAAAUCAAAUUUAGCGGGAAAAGCAAACCUACGAAAAUUGGAAUUAAUAUGGGGACGUCGCAAUUUUGUUGACGGGAAUAUUGUUGGUGGACUCCAAAUUCUUGAAGGACUGCAACCGCACCCCAACUUAAAAAGCUUGACGAUUCGGCACUUCAUGGGUACUAAAUUUGCAUCAUGGAUGAUGAGUGAGUUGCUCAUCAAUUUAACAGAGAUUGAGUUAAUCCGUUGGAUGGACUAUGAAGCACUCCCACCACUGGGACACUUGCCGAGUCUUGGAAGUGUUUUUAUUGAGGAUUGCCCAAAGCUGAGAUGCACUUCAAUUCACAGUCUGCCCUCACUCCGUAAAUUGGUUAUUGUAAGAUGUACGUCUCUUGAGGGGUCGGAAAAUCCACAGUCGACGACUAGCACUACUCUCCAGCAGCAGCAGCAGCAGGAGGACUUGUCUUUAAACGGUUGCAAAUCCCUCCGUGAAUUGAGAAUUGAAGAAUGCAAUGGAUUCACAAGUAUACUGAGUGGGCUCCAUUCUUGUACUAGUCUUCGCACACUGUGGAUCUCGCGUUGUCCAAAUUUGAGGACGUUGUCGGGUCCUGGGCUACAAACCCCCACCUCUCUUGAGAUUAUGUCUAUACGGAAAUGUCCUAAUCUAAAGGCUAUUCCCAGUUUAGACAACCUCACGUCCCUCACUGAGCUGACUAUUAGCACAUGUGAUGGAUUAACAAGUAUACCGAGUGGGCUUGCAUCCUGCACAUCUCUUACCCAUUUGUCUGUCGAUGGUUGCCACAAUUUGAUAUCUUUGGCGGAUCACAAUUUGUCCGGCUUGCAAUCUCUUUCCUCUCUGUAUGUAUAUAAUUGUGGGAAAUUACAAUAUUUUCCCAAGGGGCUUCAGUCUCUAUCUCGUUUGAAAAGGUUGUGGAUCGGUAACUUCUGCAAGGAGCUCGAUUCUUUCCCGGAUUUUCAGGUCCCAUCGGAAAAGUUAAAUUUAUACGGGUGGCCUAAGGUCAAGUCUCUGCCUCAGCCAAUUCAACACUCUACUUGUCUAACAUCUUUGUCCAUUUCUGGCUUCGAUGGUGUGGAGGCUCUUCCAGAGUGGUUGGGCGACCUUACAUCUCUUACAGAGUUGAAAAUUUCCUACUGUGAGAAUCUGAUGGAUCUGCCUACGGUCGAAGCUAUGCAACGCCUAACCAAAUUACAUAAGCUAGUGAUCUUCUGUUGUCCCCGUCUCAAAGAAAGAUGCGCCAAGGACGGCCCAGAAUGGCCAAAGAUUUCUCACAUUCCAGAUAUCAGUGAGCACUUCAGAAGGGAAUUCAGUACGAGAAUUGAUUAAGAGAGGAGAGCAAGCGCAGCUUUUGGUCUGUCCAUGGUUUUUUCCAGUGAUAAUGGGACUCGUGUGCUGACAUCGAUCAUGGGCACAGCUGGUUAUCUUGAUCCAAAGUAUGUUCAAAUUUCCUUGUUCUAUUAGACCUUUUUAUCAUGUUAUAAUGGUUGAAUAAAGAAAUUUGAUGUUUAUAGUUUUACUGGACAACCUGCAAUCAUAGAAAGUGAUGAUCUUGUCCACAUAGUGGAGUGGGUUAAUCCUGAAUUCCUGCAAAGGGAUGUUACAACUAUUUUAUUUCGAAGGAUUUUAGGAGAUUUCAGUGUGGAUUCGGUCUGGAAAGCCUUAAAACAGCAAUGGCAUGGACAACUUCCACGUUCCACCGCCCAACAUAGAGCCACCAUUGAUUUUCUGCUGUGUCAACUAACACAAUGUUUGGAAACGGAGGUGUCUAAGCAUCGAGAAAGAACUCCAGGCUCAAAUGAAGAAACUGGUGUUUCUAUUUCACCAUUCCAGAGUUCACAUAGAGUGAUUUCCAUAUGUCCAGAUUCCACAAAUGCAGGUUCCAUGACAGCACCAUGCUAGGGACAUUGUCACACGUUUUAAAUGCUAGGUAGUUCAUAGGCUGCAAUGAGACAAAGAGAGAUGAAGAUCUCAACUGGUUUCCUCGUCUUACUGCUCUGUGCAAGUUUCGUUCAUGGAGAGCGCCAAAUAGGUACUAUAACUAUCAACGGUUGAAUAAAUAAAUUUGACUUUAUAGUUUUACUGGACAACCUGCAAUCGUUGAAAGUGAUAAUCUUGUCCACAUAGUGGAGCGGGUAAAUCCUGAGUUCCAGCAAAGGGAUUUUACAACUAUUUUGUAUCGAAGGAUUUUAGGAGAUUUCAGUGUGAAUUCGGUUUGGAAAGCCUUAUAAACAGCAAUGGCAUGCACAACUUCCACCUCCCAACAUAGAGCCACCAUGGGUUUUGUGCUGUGUCAACUAACACAAUGUUUGGAAACAGAGGUGUCUAGGCAUCGAGAGAGAACUCCAGGCUCAAAUGAAGAAACUAUUUCACCAUUCCAGAGUUCACAUAGAGUGAUUUCCAUAUGUCCGGAUUCCACAAAUGCGGGUUCCAUGACAGCACCAUGCUAGGUAGUUCAUAGGCUGCAAUGAGACAAAGAGAGAUGAAGAUCUCAACUGGUUUCCUCAUCCUACUGCUCUGUGCAAGUUUCGUUCAUGGAGAGCGCCAAAUAGAUUCAAGCAAGUGCAAGUUGAUCCAAGACUUGGAUCAUAACUAUCAGCAGUGGCCCUCCUUCUAGUUAUAGUGCUCAUACUCAUAUGGAAGCUUAGAAGAAAAAGAAAACCAGCUGCAGAUGGAGAAAAACAUAACUAAACACCUGUAGCAUCAAAGAAGUCCCAGUUCACUUACGACGAGGUUUUAGAAAACACCGAAAAAUUUCAAACUAAAAUCGGGAAAGGAGGAUUUGGGAUUGUAUACCAUGGCUACUUGAAAGAUGGCACUCAAGUUGCGGUUAAAAUACUUUCUCCAUCGUCAUUGCAAGGAGUUAGGGAGUUCCAAACAGAGGUUGAGCUCCUGACCAGAAUCCAUCUAGAAACUUGGCCUCAUUUAUUGGAUACUGUGAUGAUACCGACAACUUGGCAUUUAUAUACGAGUACUUGCCUAACGGAAACCUAAGAGAAUAUCUCUCAGGUAUGUAGUUCUAUGUUUUAUAAGCAUUGUCCUCCAUCACAUGGUUGCAGAUGCAGAUAGAAGCUCACAUGUAACUUGGGAUAUGAGACAUUGGAUAGCAUUAGAUAUUGCGUUAGGUUGGUGUUGCGUGUUACUUUGUACGCUAAUAUAUUUGUGUAAGUUCAUGUGCCUUGUAAAAUUUGGCUCAUAGGGCUACAUUACUUGCAUAAAGGAUGCAAUCCACGUAUUCUGCAUAGAGAUGUAAAGAUUGCCAACAUUCUCUUAAGUGAAAACUUGGAUGCAAAAAUAGCAGAUUUCAGUAUGUCCAUGGUUUUCCCUAGUGACAAUGAGACUCAUGUUGUGGCAUCGGUCAUGGGCAUAGUGGGGUAUCUUGAUCCCGGGUAUAUUUAGAUUUCGUGUUCUUAGAAUUUUGAUCAUUACACUCCCUGACUGGUUUGAAAAGAUGUCAAUCGGUGCGUUUUGGGAGGAGCUCGAUUCUUUCCCUGCUUUUCAACCUUCAAGUUCCAUCACAACUCGAAAGAUUAGACUUGUGGGGGUCGCCUAGGCUCGAGCCUCUGCCUAUACAAAUUCAGCACUUGGGUACUUCUCUAACAACUUUGAAGGUACACGAUGUUAUAAUGGUUGAAUAAAGAAAUUUGAUGUUCAUAGUUUUACUGGACAACCUGCAAUCAUAGAAAGUGAUGAUCUUGUCCACAAAGUGGAGUGGGUUAAUCCUGAAUUCCUGCAGAGGGAUUUUACAACUAUUUUAUUUCGAAGGAUUUUAGGAGAUUGCAGUGUGGAUUUGGUCUGAACAUUGCAUGAUCCAUUGAUUGUCGCAGACUAAGCAUCUCCAUGUAAUAAGGAUCAUGUAUGUACUGUGCAAGUUGUGCAGCAUGAAAUUACAAAUCCACACUGUCAUAUACGUUUUUCUGUUUUUUUUUAUUGGGACAUUAUCACACGUUUUAAAUGCCAGGUAGUUCAUAGGCUGCAAUGAGACAGAGAGAUGAAGAUCUCAACUGGUUUCCUCGUCUCACUACUCUGUGCAAGUUUCUUUCAUGGAGAGCGCCAAAUAGCUAAGAUUCAAGCAAGUGCAAUUUGGUCCAAUACUUGGUCCAUUAUUAUCAGCAGUGGCCCUCCUAGUUAUAGUGCUCAUACUGGUAUGGAAGUUUAGAAGAAAAAGAAAACCAGUUCACUUAUGAUGAGGUUCUAAAAUACACCAAAAAAUUUCAAACUGAAAUCGGGAAAGGUGGAUUUGGGAUUGUUUACCAUGGCUACCUGAGGGAUGGUACUCAAGUUGCGGUUAAAAUACUUUCUCCAUCGUCAUCACAACGAGUUAGGGAGUUCCAAACAGAGGUUGAGCUCCUCAUCAGAAUCCAUCUAGAAACUUGGCCUCAUUUAUUGAAUACUGUGAUGAUACCGACAACUUGGCACUUGUAUACAAAUACAUGCCUAACGGAAAUAUAAGAGAACAUCUCUCAGAUGCAGAUAGAAGUUCACAUGUAACUUGGGAAAUGAGACAUCGGAUAGCAUUAGAUAUUGCGUUAGGGCUACAUUAGUUGCAUAAAGGAUGCAAUCCACGUAUUCUGCAUAGAGAUGUAAAGAUUGCCAACAUUCUCUUGAGCAAAAACUUGGGUGCAAAAAUAGCAGAUUUCGGUCUGUCCAUGGUUUUCCCUAGUGACAAUGAGACUCAUGUUGUGGCAUCGGUCAUGGGCACAGUGGGGUAUCUUGAUCCCGAGGACGUUCAGAUUUCGUGUUCUUAGAAUUUUGAUCAUUACACUCCCUGACUGGUUUGAAAAAGAUAUCAAUCGGUGCGUUUUGGGAGGAGCUCGAUUCUUUUCCUGAUUUUCAACCUUCAAGUUCCAUCAUAACUCGAAAGAUUAGACUUGUGGGGGUCACCUAAGCUCGAGUCUCUGCCUAUACAAAUUCAGCACUUGGGUUCUUCUCUAACAACUUUGAAGAUACACGAUUUUAGUGGACUGGAGGCUUUACCAGAUUGGUUGGGGAACCGUACAUCUCUUGCCUGCCUUCAUAUUAGUUUCUCUUUAACUGUAAAUUCUGUCAAACUUUAGUCGCAUUACACUCUAAGUUAAGAUUGAUAAGAGUGAACAUUUUGAUCUAUUUAACUUCAAUUGGAUGUCCA